GUUGACCUCGCUGGCAGAUUACAGAUUUUUGGCUGCCCAUGUUUACACCAGAGACAUGCAAGUUUGUUCACGCUGUUGUCGUUUUGUUUUUCACGGUGUUUAGCUACUCUCCGCUUAGCCCGUUAAGCUAGCUCGUUAGCCCACAGCAAUGUCAGCGUGGCGGAGGGUGCAUGCGAAGGUGCGGACGGCUCCCGGAGUACUUGGCUCCAGACGGGUGACAGAACAGCACACAUGGCUAGACGGAAAUUUAACAUCACGUCAAAGCCUGAGCACAGGCAAACCUCUCCGAAAUGACUUCUUCAAAGAUCUGGAGGCUCAGCUGGCGGCCAUGAGGAAGAAGGCGGCUGACGCGCUGCCAGGGAGCAACUGGAGUCCCUUCGAGAUCAACCCGAACCUUCCUCCGGAGAGGGCCGACAUUGUAAUCGUUGGUGGCGGUGUGAUGGGCUGGUCCAUCGCCUACUGGCUGAAGCAGAAGGAGAGGGUGCGAGGAGGGCUCAGAGUAGUCGUGGUGGAGAGGGACCCAACGUACUCCCAGGCCUCCACGGUGCUCUCUGCUGGGGGGAUCCGACAGCAGUUCUCCCUGACGGAGAACAUCAACCUCUCCCUGGCCUCCGCAGACUUCAUGAGGAACGUCAAUGAACACCUCGGCGUGUUGAAUGAAGACCCAGUGGACCUGCAGUUCAACCAAUCAGGAUAUCUGUUCCUGGCCAGUGAGGAGGUGGCUCACAUCAUGGAGGAAAACUACAGGACCCAGAGGUACGCUGGAGCCAAAGUUUCACUUCUCUCUCCCACACAACUCAAGGAGAAAUUUCCAUGGAUAAACACAGAUGGUGUGGUGCUUGCUUCAUAUGGGUUGGAGAACGAGGGCUGGUUCGACCCCUGGACUCUGCUGAAUGCCUUCAGAAGGAAGGCCAUCUCAAUGGGAGUCAUCCAGUGCUGUGGAGAAGUCACAGAUUUUAAAUUUACAAUAAACAUGAUGACAUCUGCUGAUGGUGAACAACUGGAAUUCAGGAGAAUAAAAUCUGUCAAAGUGCAGAUGCCUAACAGCCUGGAGAACCAGCCGGUGGAAUGCACCAUUGUGGUGAAUGCAGCGGGAGCCUUUUCUGGUAAACUGGCAGGGAUGCUGGGAAUUGGCUUGGGCCCUAAAGACACUGUCGCUGGAAUUCCUCUGCCUGUUGAGCCUCGGAAAAGGUACGUGUAUGUAGUCCACUGUCCUGAUGGUCCAGGUCUAGACAGUCCCUUCCUGAUUGAUUACUCUGGAGUUUACUUCAGAAGAGAGGGGUUAGGAGGGAACUACAUCACUGGGGCAUCACCAGAAGAGGCAGAGGAGCCAGAUACCAGUAACCUGGAGGUGGACCACCAGUUUUUUGAGGACAAGAUUUGGCCCAGGUUGGCCCAUCGUGUUCCUGCUUUUGAGAAACUUAAGGUGACCAGUGCAUGGGCAGGUUUCUACGACUACAACACCUUCGACCAGAACGGCAUCAUCGGUAUGCACCCUUUGGUCAACAACAUGUACUUUGCCACCGGCUUCAGUGGCCACGGCCUGCAGCACUCCCCCGCGGUGGGUCGCGCUGUGGCAGAACUGAUCGUGGAUGGAAACUUUACAACGCUGGACUUGAGCGGACUCGGCUUCAGACGGAUUCUGGCCCAGGAGCCCAUGCUGGAAAGGAACAUCGUGUAGCUGAUCUGGAAUCUACCUAUCACGCUGCGGAUGGAACAUUAUUCUGAACGCUGAACAUGAAUGGAGGGGGGGGGGGGGGGGGUGAGCUGAUGCUUGUUACAGUAUAAACUGUAAUAAUUACCAGAAUCCUGACCUUUGCUUUUCAGAUUUCGACUAAAGCCGGGUGUGUGAUGCUGUUGUGCAAUACAUUUGCAGUGUAUAAAUAUUAAUUGAAACAUCAGCAACAACUUUCUUUCUUUUAGGGGAGUUUAAGUAUACAUACUACAUACUGCAGUCCAAUACAAUAGCUUUACAAUGUUCAGCUUUUUGUUAUUAAUGUACGGAUUUACAUUCUGGUACUCUUUAUUAUUCAUUAUUCUAUCAUGAUGCAAACCUUUUCUGAUUUACUCAUGAAUCACUAUGGAUCAAUCACUGCUGUGUAUUCAUACAGAGUGUGAUCAGUUUUUAUUAAUAAUUAACAUUUUUAUAAAACCAUGGGCUUCAGUUGUGUCGUCAUUGCCUGUUUUCUCUAGGUCUCAUUGCUCACACAGAUCAGAGAUCAGAUUGAGUUGACUGUAAAUGUAUAAUACAAAUAGUAAUAUAUAGAAAGUGCAGAUUCCUGGCUGUGGAAGUACUGAAGGGGGGGGGGGGUACUACAUAUGGGGCAACAUACAAUAUUGCAGGUAUUUCAGGGGUUAAAGUGUUGUAUAGAAUCUGUGCACCAGAUGGAGCCAUUUCCAGGGUGAUUUUUUUAUAUCAAGUAACCGGCAUGGAGCAUCAAAACACUUGACCCACCAAAGACAAACUGUACAAAAUGUCGUCUGAAAGUCAAGUGAUUAUGUUAAGUCAGUAACCGUCUGUAAGAAGAGAGAACAGAUUAGGAGCUGUAUUUUUAGAAACCACGGAUGAAUUUGU
Molecule: messenger RNA, 2575 nt
Organism: Toxotes jaculatrix (banded archerfish)
Lineage: Eukaryota; Metazoa; Chordata; Actinopteri; Toxotidae
Gene: foxred1
Product: FAD-dependent oxidoreductase domain containing 1
Exons: 11
Coding region: 149-1681 (510 amino acids)
Cellular component (GO): cytoplasm
Molecular function (GO): oxidoreductase activity
Source: RefSeq, a predicted model, not a curated record